AAACCUAUCCUGCAUAUACUAUCUACUUCUUCUACUCAAUCAUCUGCUAUGAAACACCAUUCUUACCAACUAGAACAUGACCUCUGCCUGUACUGUGGUUCUGAUGACCAUUAGAUUAAGGAAUGCAAUCAGCACUCAUGUUGCUCUAGCUCACCUACUACAUCCUAGCCUAGUUCACCUGCACCUGCCCCUGCUAAGCCCCAUACUAAGACAACAGCCCAAAGUUCUGCUAUAGAUGCCCUCUUUAGUUAACAGCCC
Molecule: messenger RNA, 258 nt
Organism: Aspergillus novofumigatus IBT 16806
Lineage: Eukaryota; Fungi; Ascomycota; Eurotiomycetes; Eurotiales; Aspergillaceae
Exons: 1
Coding region: 77-235 (52 amino acids)
Source: RefSeq, a predicted model, not a curated record